This is a messenger RNA of Populus trichocarpa (black cottonwood), 1509 nucleotides long. RefSeq lists its product as uncharacterized. The record is from RefSeq and is a predicted model, not a curated record. Gene Ontology annotation, biological process: shoot system development; root development. Lineage: Eukaryota; Viridiplantae; Streptophyta; Magnoliopsida; Malpighiales; Salicaceae. The transcript has a single exon. The coding region runs from base 414 to 1328 and encodes 304 amino acids.
AGCCUUUCAUGUUCAUUACCUUCUUACAAACGAUAUAUUUGAAGAUUUUGGUCAGUUUUACAACUACGUACCAUCAAUGAUUAGGGGAGGCAAGGAGGCACAUGAUUCACAAAUUGUCAUGGUUAUUACCAAUAAUAAAACCAAACCCUAUCUAGUAUUGUUGUCCAUUUCAUGACCUCAAGAUUAAAGAAAAACUUUUAGGUUUGUAGUUUGCUGGCUAAAAUUGUUACAAGAAUCUUGCGACUGUAGGGUGAACAGCAUUGCCAUCACAUGGACCUACUUCUUAGAUAUUGAAUUAGCCAAUAAAUUCAUCAACACCGUCGUGUCCAUAUAAAUAGGAUAGGCCAUAAUCUCCAUUCAAAGCAUUCACCUUGUGACCUUUUUGAUAUUCAGCAUUUGCAUAGCAAGUGAAGAUGGCAAGCUUAUCUCCAAUUAAUUCUGCGCACCACCCUGUUAGGUCCAUUAGCUUGCCUUCUAGGUCACAUCCGAAUUCUCUCAAAGUCGAAGCUCAGCUAACAAAGCUAAGAACUUGGGAAUCAUCUACGAAUCCUUUAAGAGCUGAAACUAUUCAAAUGAGUUUGACUAAGCUAGCAGAGUUGUUUAAUUGCAUUCAAGACCUCAUUCACUCACCACUCACCCAGCAAGCUUUUCAUCAUCAACAUUUAAGUCAUGUGGAAGGAGCAAUUGAGGGUUCGGUUGGCUUGUUAGACGUGUGUAGCACGGUAAGGGAUUUGUUCUUGACAAUGAAAGAACAUGUCCAGGACAUGCAGUCCCUGCUACGAAGGCGCGGAGCUAGAGAUUUAAGCAUCGAAAGCAACGUUCUUGCUUACGUUAGCUUCAGAAAGAAGACAACGAAGGAAAUCACCAGGUCCAUUAGAACAUUGAAAAGAACCGCAAGCAAUGUUAAUGGAUCCUACCAUUCCAGCACGGAGGUAGAUAACCAGCAGUACUCAUAUGUGAUCGAGGUUAUAAAUGAAGCAAGGGCUAUCGCUAUUUCAAUCUUCCGAUCUCUAGUUCUUUUCCUAUCCAUGCCGGAAGUGAAGAAGAACACCGGCGGAUGGUCGUUGAUAUCGAAACUGAUACGUUCAGGGUUGCUAGCUUCUGAUAAAGGUCAGAAGAUUUUCAAUGAAGUAGGGAAUGUUGACAUUGCUCUAUGUUCCAUUCAAGGACAAAUGCGGAAAAAUGAUGCCAAGAUCGACGUGCAAGAAGUGCAAAGGAGAUUAGAGACACUUGAUGUGUGCAUCAAUGGUUUUAAUGCAAAAUUAGAUUGCAUUUUUAGAUGUUUAAUACAAAAUAGAGUGUCCCUUCUCAAUCUCGUUACUCCUUGAAAGAUUUUAUUUUGUACAUCGAACUUGUCAUGGCAUCCACAUUUUAAAGGAUACGUCCAUGUACAAAUAAAUCCCAAGCCGAUAUCAAGAAGCUACUUAGCAAGGAUAAAAUUUACUUUUGUGCUAAUAUAAUUGUUAAGUCAAGUUGCAGCCGAAAGUCAUGUUAUUAAAUUCUAAUUUG